This is a messenger RNA of Lutzomyia longipalpis, 3348 nucleotides long. RefSeq names its product CUGBP Elav-like family member 1. The record is from RefSeq and is a predicted model, not a curated record. Gene Ontology annotation, biological process: mRNA splice site recognition; regulation of alternative mRNA splicing, via spliceosome. The transcript has 10 exons. Gene Ontology annotation, cellular component: ribonucleoprotein complex; nucleus; cytoplasm. Gene Ontology annotation, molecular function: mRNA 3'-UTR binding. Bases 787 to 2421 code for a protein of 544 amino acids. Lineage: Eukaryota; Metazoa; Arthropoda; Insecta; Diptera; Psychodidae.
CCUGGCCAGGACGCCGUCGUUCGGCCUCGCUGCGAGAGCACUUUCACCGCUCGCAUCACUUUUUUUCGGGCAAACUUGCAAAUUUAUCAGACAGUUCUCUCUCUCACCCUUGCUAAAAUCAUCCCAUUGGACGUACUUUUGGCAUUGAUUUGAAGCCACGAGAACCCUUUGGGGUUGUAAAGUGAAACCCACCAAGGGUUUUUCUAGAGGGGGGAAAUUUCGAGGGCCCUUCGGACCCUUUUUCAUGCGGGAAAAUAUUUCUGCAGGAAGGACUGUGUGUGUGCGUUUCCGGGACGCAACAAAAAAAGGACACACAAGCUAACCCCGCGGGGUGGUUUUGUAGUGAAAGUUGGUUAUUGAGUUAAAAAAAAAGUGGCGGUCAUUACGACGCUACAAUCGGACAGAUGUUCAAUUACACGGAUUUAUUGAUCGAAAAUGUGUUCAAUUGAGUGUAAAACUGAUGUGCUCCCUGAAGCCAACAAAAAUAGGUGAACACUUCCCGGAGAGUAUCGCAGCAUAAUCAUGUUUUAUGCUUCACAAGUGAAUUAUAUCACAUCACAGUGCACAACGAUGGUGAUAAUUUCCGUGAUAAAGUGAAGAGGAUGAGGCACUUGUAGAAAAAGAGAGAGAGAGUGAAGGACCUAUGCCUAUAUACAAAGUGUCCAAGCAAAACUGGCUAAAAGCAACAAACUCUCCUAAAAAGUUUUGUGUCACAACUCAACUUUGCAAGUUCAAUGGAAAAACGUGCAAGACAGACCAUUAGUAGGUACGUCGGCAAUUAGUUAAAUGGAAAUGCUGAGUUCAUUGGACGCUCUGGCGGGAAAGAUCUCUCCUGGUUCAGGAAAAAACAGCCCCAGUCAGCAGGUGGAUAACAAUGCCAACAAAAUUCUACCCAACAUCCAUCCCUACUCCAAGCAGGAGCAUCAACAUGCAAGGGAACAUGUGGCGAUAAAUAAUGGCGGCAGUUCCAACAACAACAACUCCUCAAUCGCCAACAACAACUACGGGUUGUCUGACAAGGAGUUCCCAUCUGAGACGAUUCAGAGUGAGCAACCCGACCCGGACUAUAUUAAGAUGUUCGUCGGACAAGUCCCAAAGACAAUGGAUGAGAAUCAAUUGAGGGAGAUGUUUGAGGAAUUCGGCAGGGUUCACUCAAUCAACGUCCUUCGUGAUAAAGUUACGGGUGUUAGUAAAGGGUGCUGUUUUGUGACGUUCUUCACCCGAAAAGCUGCUCUCAAAGCACAAGAUGCACUCCACAAUGUGAAAACACUUGUUGGGAUGCAUCAUCCCAUUCAGAUGAAGCCGGCUGAUAGUGAGAAUCGGAAUGAACGCAAACUCUUUGUUGGAAUGCUGAAUAAGAAGCUGAGCGAAGAAGAUGUGCGCCAUUUAUUUGAUCAGUACGGUAAGAUUGAGGAAUGUACAGUGCUGCGGGACCAGAAUAAGCAGAGUAAAGGUUGUGCCUUUGUCACAUUUGCUACGAAACAAUGCGCAAUUUGUGCUAUAAAGGCUUUGCACCAAAGCCAGACGAUGGACGGAUGUUCGGCACCACUUGUGGUGAAAUUUGCGGAUACGCAGAAAGAGAAGGAACAGAAGAAGAUCCAACAGAUGCAAGCAAAUCUGUGGAAUAUCGCAGCAGCGAAUAUCAAUAUUCCUCUGUCGCAAACACCAACGACUGUACCGCAACCAAUUCUGCCUAACCCACCGCAACAGACGAGUCCCAUCUUAACGGCUGAAUCCAUCUCACCGGCAUCCUUGCAACUCCUGCAGCAACUUCAAACUGUUGGGCUGCAGCAGCAAUUGCUACAAGCUGGUGAAGCCCACCUAGUGCAGCAGAAGCUGAACUACCUCGCCGGACUUCCGACGCAACAGGAGGCAGCUGUUACGACGGGACUUCUACCAUCGAUGACUGUUCAGAAUCUAGCAGCUCUAGCUGCAAUUUCGCAGCCUUCACUCGCACCAACGCAGCACAACCCAACUGGGCAUCUGACAAAUGCAGCCGCUCUGCUAUGGACUGAUCCAUCAUCCCUGGCGACACCCUUCGUCUCAACGGGGUUGACGCAAUUUGGGGGUGGAAGUAUCCCGAGCCCACUCUCCAGUAUUGCAAUUACAUCAGCUGCAGCCACGGCAGCUGCUGGUAAGCAAAUUGAAGGCCCCGAAGGAUGCAACCUCUUCAUCUACCACUUACCGCAGGAGUUUACGGACACUGAUCUCGCAUCGACGUUCCUACCGUUUGGGAAGGUGAUCUCGGCAAAGGUCUUCAUCGACAAGCAGACCAAUUUGUCCAAGUGCUUUGGUUUUGUGUCCUUUGACAGCCCCGAUGCCGCACAUGCUGCCAUUAAAGCCAUGCAUGGCUUCCAAAUUGGCACAAAGAGGCUCAAGGUGCAGCUGAAGAAGCCAAAGGACGCGUCCAAGCCCUACUAGGCAGGGUCGUUUUGGCUCUUCUGGACGAUCACUUAGCUCAGCUGGGAUUUCUGAAUGUGAGUUGAGGCGUCCUAACUAUUUAAAUGAUAAAAGACAGUGCGCGCGUUCGUGGGAAGUUGGUGUAAUUUUUUUUAAACAAAACAAAAUUUUGAAAUUUUUCGAUAAAAAAAAACAAACUAUUUCACACUGGAGUAUCGUCGUAAUCGUGACACCUUGCCAAACAAUGAAAAAAAAAUUAAGAAAAAAAAUUAUAAUAUAAUUAAUAAUUGUAUUUUGUUCCCAAAUCUUAUAUGCGUUACAGCGUUAUACGAUUUUGAUUGAUUUAGGGAUAUAUAAAACAUUUCCGUAACAUUCUUUGUAAUAUUUUAUAAAUUGGAAUUCAAUGUCUAUUUGAUAAGGAAAACAGAGAGAAGUUCUCGAGUGGAAAAAAAGUGAAUUGUCCAUUCACAAAAAAAAUUUGCCUUACGCCUUUUCUUCUUCUUUCCCAACCCACCCCGAAAAGAAAGAAGUUUUAGUUGUGUCCUAUUUUUUUUAUCAAUUAUAUAGCUAAAUGCGCACGAAGAAACUUAAGUAAAUCCGUGUAGAUUUUUUUUGUACUCAAAUGGAAAAGAAUGAAAACCGAAGAGGAAAUUUUUAACGCACUUUUAGGGAACUGUAAUAGGAGGAAGUCAUUUAUUUAAAAGUGAAUUUUUUUUUAACUGUCCUUAAGUUGAAGUUUACUAUUAUACAAAUUAUAAUUAUGUAUGUGUUAAUAACUGAAUUACUGUGAUAAUCAGUCUGAACACAAAGAAAUAAGUGGAUAUAAAAAUAAGGAAGAAAAAACUUUGAUGAAAUCAUAUCUUGAAAUAAAGAAAAAUAAAUGAAAAAGUUUAUAAAAAAAAAAUGAAGAAAUAAAAUAUUGAAGAAGAAAAAACCAUCGUCGCUAUA